CGGGCGGACCCAGGACCUGGCGUCCUGGCCGACCCCCUCUUCCCCGCGCCGAACUCCCGGCUCCGAGGGGUGACCCCCAACUGUCCCGGGCUAAGUGUACAAAUCAGAGGGGCGGCAGAACCGCGAGGAUUCCAGGACCCCACCGGCGCGCGCUCACCUAAAGAUCGACGGGAGGCCGGCGGGGAAGGAAAAAGAGAGCUGCUUUCCCCACGGCUACGUCCGGGGCAGCGGCCGCCAUCACCCGGAAGGGAACUGCGGAAGGCGCUGGAGAAGGCCGGAAGUGGCUUCACUCGGGGUCUACUCCCAGAUUGGACUACCAUGAAACUGCACCAGAAAUCCGUACUCAAUUUCUUCCGUGGAUACAGAAAAGCUCCAGACCGCGAGGGCAUCUUGCUGAAGAAAGGAGCCCGAAAUAUCAGCUAUCAACGCCGCUGGUUCAUCCUCCGGGGAAACCUCCUCUUCUACCUGGAGAACCAGGCGGACCACACACCCCUGGGCCUCAUUCUCUUGGAAAACUGUCGGGUGGAGCCACGCCUUGGGGCCACAGAACCCUAUGCCUUUACCAUACUGACCCCUAGGGUUGAGGGAACAGCUGGGCGUGCCUACAAAUUGGCAGCAGAAAACCAGGAAGAGCUGGGAGCCUGGCUGUGGGCACUAGCUGGGGCGAGCUGGAGGCGGCUGGUGGCGCUACUACCCCCCCUGGAGGCCCAGUACCGGGAGCUGUGCCAGGCAGCUGGCCAAGAGCCCAGCUCACCCCCAGAGGACUGUGGCUUUCUUGCCACCCUCGGUAUCCCCUCCAGCUUCCAGGAAUUGCAUGAGCACUUUGGAAAGGAGAUCCGGGUGCUGCAGGUGGUGCGUAGAGGGCCCCAGGCUAACAAUGGGGGCAGCAGAUCCCAGGCAAAAGAGGAACAGGAGCUCAGCAGCUGAUGAGUGACUGAAAGGUGGACCAAAGGCCAAGAGGUACCCACGUGCCAAGACCAGCCCACAGCUUCGGUAGAUGCCUGGAUCCUGGCCUGCUCCACUGUUUCCCACCCCCUGCCCAGUCCUUAUUCUAACCCCCUCUAUCAAAUAACAAAGCAGGAGACGGGCCCAGGUACAA
This is a messenger RNA of Canis lupus familiaris (dog), 1099 nucleotides long. Its product is annotated as sesquipedalian-1-like. Gene Ontology annotation, biological process: endosome organization; retrograde transport, endosome to Golgi; receptor recycling. Gene Ontology annotation, cellular component: trans-Golgi network; early endosome; recycling endosome. The record is from RefSeq and is a predicted model, not a curated record. NCBI's taxonomy places the organism in Eukaryota, Metazoa, Chordata, Mammalia, Carnivora, Canidae. The transcript has 2 exons. The coding region runs from base 319 to 927 and encodes 202 amino acids.